UUUCCCACCACCUCUGCUCACCAACGUGACAACAUUCAUGAACGUGACCUCUUAUGAAAACAAUACCAUCAUGCACUUCACUUUCGGUCGAACGGCCGGCCUGACCACAACCCAAUCAUAUGCGCAAGUUAAACUAACCCAAGCCACGACACCAACACCAGCUCCAGCAAAUAUCCUUGCAUCCAUAAACCUGCCUUACAUGAUAGCCGAGUUGGUUAUAGCGCUCCUGUCCGCAGUGGGCAACGUGCUGGUGUGUGUUGCUGUGGGACUCAACAGAAAGCUUCAAACAGUUACAAACUACUUCUUGGUGUCACUGGCGAUCGCAGACAUCUGCGUAGGUACGCUGGCGAUCCCCUGCGCCAUAAUGACGGACCUCGGCAUACCCCAAAACAAUCUCUAUCUCUGUUUGCUCAUGUUGUCUGUGCUCAUCAUGCUAACCCAAAGCUCCAUCUUCAGCCUGCUGGUCGUCGCCGUGGAGCGUUACGUGGCCAUCUUCAUGCCCUUUCAGUACCACAGGCUCAUGACGCCUCGCAACGCAGUGCUUAUUUUGUGUGUCACCUGGACGCUGGCAUUCCUGAUCGGUCUGGUGCCGUUGAUGGGCUGGCACAAGACUCCGCCCGAGUCGGGCUAUUGUUUUUUUGUGUUUGUGGUGGACAUGACCUACAUGGUCUACUUCAACUUCUUUGGAUGCGUGCUGAUCCCGCUGUUGGUGAUGUUCCUCAUCUACGCGCAGAUCUUCGUCACGGUCAAGCGGCAGAUGAGGAGGAUCGCGGCAGAACGGGGCGGAGCGACUAACGAGGGAACGGCCAAGAUGAAGAAAGAGAUGAAAAUGGCCACAUCCCUCUUUUUAGUCCUUUUCCUUUUCACUGUCUGCUGGAUACCUUUACAUAUUAUAAACUGUUUCCUGCUCCUGUGUCCGUCAUGCCCUGUGCCCCUCCCACUGCUGCUUACGGCCAUUAUUCUCUCCCAUGCAAAUUCGGCUGUUAACCCUUUUCUCUAUGCCUAUAAGAUGAAAACCUUUAGGAAGGCCUUUAAAGCCAUAUUCAUGUGUGGUAGAGGGAUCACCGAUAUGGAGGACCAACAUGAUGCAUAGACUUUAUUAAAAAUGUAUUUUGUGAUGGCCUGGUCCAUGUGUGUAAAACCUUUGCUCUAUAUUGUUUAUAUUUCUAGAAAUCAUUUCUUCAUGCAAAAGAGAAAAACGUAAUUUUGAAGAAUGCCACAAUAAUAAUAAUAAUUGAUGGAUCCAAUAAUUGAUGGUUUGUUGCACUAAUCUAUCUGGUUUAACUAAACAGUCUGCCGGUGAACUUAAAUACAACUUUACGUGUAAAAGGUUCAUACAUGGGCUAUUACAUUAAGACAGAUUUUGUGUCUUUUUAUAAAUUACAUAAGACAUUUGUAUGUGGCAAAUAUAUAA
Misgurnus anguillicaudatus (oriental weatherfish) is the source of this 1414-nucleotide messenger RNA. It is a transcript of the gene adorb1a, whose product is annotated as adenosine receptor B1a. Gene Ontology annotation, cellular component: plasma membrane. Gene Ontology annotation, molecular function: G protein-coupled adenosine receptor activity. The record is from RefSeq and is a predicted model, not a curated record. Gene Ontology annotation, biological process: G protein-coupled adenosine receptor signaling pathway. Lineage: Eukaryota; Metazoa; Chordata; Actinopteri; Cypriniformes; Cobitidae.